Messenger RNA from Budorcas taxicolor (takin), 1582 nucleotides. RefSeq names its product transformer 2 alpha homolog (gene TRA2A). Lineage: Eukaryota; Metazoa; Chordata; Mammalia; Artiodactyla; Bovidae. The coding region runs from base 140 to 985 and encodes 281 amino acids. The record is from RefSeq and is a predicted model, not a curated record. Gene Ontology annotation, cellular component: spliceosomal complex. Gene Ontology annotation, biological process: positive regulation of mRNA splicing, via spliceosome. Gene Ontology annotation, molecular function: RNA binding. The transcript has 8 exons.
ACCGAGUGGGAGUGGAGUGGAGCGGCCGUUGUUGCCGACUCUUUCCUCCUCCCCACGGUCCAGUCAGCGGGUUGAUUAGGCCAUCGGCCCUCAAGCCGAGACUUGUCUCUUAUUUAGUUCUGGGGAGCGCCUGGCCGACAUGAGUGAUGUAGAGGAGAACAACUUCGAGGGCAGAGAGUCUCGCUCUCAGUCAAAAUCUCCAACGGGAACUCCUGCUCGUGUAAAAUCGGAGAGCAGGUCAGGAUCUCGUAGUCCAUCAAGGGUUUCCAAACACUCUGAAUCCCAUUCUCGAUCAAGAUCAAAAUCCAGGUCGAGGUCAAGGAGGCAUUCUCAUAGACGUUACAGUCGAUCCAGAUCCCAUUCUCACUCUCAUAGGAGACGAUCUCGAAGUAGGUCAUAUACACCAGAAUACCGACGUCGAAGGAGCCGAAGUCAUUCUCCAAUGUCUAACCGGAGAAGACAUACAGGCAGCAGGGCAAAUCCUGAUCCCAAUACUUGUCUAGGAGUGUUUGGCCUCAGUUUGUACACAACAGAGAGAGAUCUUCGAGAAGUAUUUUCUCGAUAUGGACCGUUGAGUGGUGUCAAUGUGGUUUAUGACCAGCGAACUGGACGGUCACGGGGAUUUGCUUUUGUUUAUUUCGAGAGAAUAGAUGACUCAAAGGAGGCUAUGGAAAGGGCAAAUGGAAUGGAACUGGAUGGUAGAAGAAUUCGGGUGGAUUAUUCUAUCACCAAGAGAGCACACACACCAACACCAGGCAUAUACAUGGGCAGACCAACUCACAGUGGUGGUGGUGGCGGUGGCGGCGGUGGUGGAGGUGGGGGAGGUGGCAGACGUCGAGAUUCUUACUAUGAUCGAGGAUAUGAUCGUGGGUACGACAGAUAUGAAGACUAUGAUUACCGGUACAGAAGAAGAUCACCUUCUCCUUAUUAUAGUCGAUACAGAUCACGAUCAAGAUCUCGAUCCUACAGCCCAAGACGCUAUUAAUAAGCAGAGCAGUUGCAGUUGAGGACAUCUUUUUCUCUUUUUUUAAUUCUGGAUUUCCCCAAGCUUCUAAUCCUUUCUCCUCCUCAAAAAGAACCCUUAAAAAAUCUUUGGUUUGUUUAGCAUCUCCACUUUGUCAAUUGUAUUGCUAUUUUCCACCCCUUUUAUUAUAUUCUUAAAGAUGUAAUUGUCAUUUUUGAGUAGUUAAACAUCUUGAGUAAAAAAGGAACCCCCCCGUGUUAUGCUUUGUAAAUGAUUUUUUUGUUUGUUUUUUGCUUUCAUGGAAAAUUCACUCCUAGCUUAUCAAAAUGAGGAAAGAAAUGAUCUUUUUAAAGCUUCUUUUGUGUUAGAUAUUGUAUUAGACAUUGUAUUAGAGGUCUGCAUUUACUACAAACUCCUUUUUUAACUUUCUUUUGGGGAAGUUAGUAGUAGUUCAGUCAGGUCAAGUUUGUCUGGGGUGGCAUGGAACAGUCAAAUAGUUAAGUAUAGAAAGUUUGAAGCUAUAGAAGAAAAUACUUACUUGGUCAUUUCUUUUGAAGAACAUAAUUUUUGAACCCUAAAAAUUACUUCUUUUUUUAGAAAUGAAAAGCUUGUGGACUC